AUGAAGUACGUCGCACUCCUUAGCGGAGGGAAAGACAGCUGUUACAACUUGUCCCACUGCAAUGCCAAUGGCCACCAACUCGUAGCUGCAGCGACCCUCUCCCCGCAAUCAGGAAAAGAUGAGAUCGACUCGUAUAUGUACCAGACAGUAGGCCAAGAUGCGAUCGAAUUCGUAGCUCGCGCCCUCGAAGUUCCACUCUAUCGACGCGUCAUACAAGGUGAUGCUAUCGAGCAAAAUGCGGAGUAUGGUUCACGUAGUGCCGGGGGAGCUGGCGUAUUGGGGGAUGAGACGGAGGAUCUCUAUACUUUGUUGGAGCAUGUCAAGGUUCAUCACCCAGAUGUGCAAGGCGUCUCAGUCGGCGCUAUUCUUUCAAAUUACCAACGCGUUCGCGUCGAACAUGUGUGUCGUCGUCUCUUCCUUACACCCUUAGCCUAUCUCUGGCAGCGCGAUCAAGCCGAAUUGCUGUCCGAGAUGAUCGCAGCCGGGAUUAAAAGCGUGCUCAUCAAAGUAGCAGGUAUCGGUCUGACAGUAAAGCACCUAGGAAAAACAUUACACGAAAUGCAGGACACCCUCACGCGAUUGAACAGCCUUUAUGGCUUGCAUAUCUGCGGUGAAGGCGGAGAGUACGAAACUCUUACCCUUGACAGCCCGUUGUUCAAGCAUCGUAUUGUGCUGGAUGAAACAGAAGUCGUGAUGCAUACGGACAAUGAAUUUGCGCCUGUUGCAUAUUUGCGUAUCAAACGAGCUUCACUUCAUCCUAAGGAAUCGUCUACGGAUGGCAGGGUCGAAGUUCUGCCACUAUUGGAAGAUAGGUUCGGUAAAUUGAAGAACGCGGUCGAAAACUCAGUCCUAGAGGGAUACGAAAACGGUUCAUGUGAACCCACCAACAAACCACACCGCAUUCCAGACCAUCCAUCAACACACACUAUCGGAUCAUGGCUUGCGGUCGGAAACAUCCACACAGACCCAUCUCUAGACUCAGAAAUACCUCUUGAAGAACAAGUCCGCGACUGCUUCAUUCAAUUACAAGGAAUUCUAGAAUCACACGAUCUGCGCAUGGAAGAUGUGGCUAAUAUUACACUCUUACUGCCUUCCCUCGCCCCCGAGGUAUUCGCAGCCGCAAACAAGGCAUACGCCGAGUUCUUUGGUGCUUCACCUCCUUCGAGGGCUUGUGUGGGCGUGGAUCUUCCCGAGGGGGUGGGUGUGAUGCUCGAAUGCGUCGCGCGCAAGGAUAGCACGAGGAGAGCGCUCCAUGUACAGGGUUUGAGCUACUGGGCACCUGCUAAUAUCGGCCCUUAUUCACAAGCUGUGGAGCCCUAUGUUUUCGUAUCCGGUCAGAUCGGUUUACUCCCUCCGUCUUUGACGCUCCCUUCUCCACCCUCGCUGGCGUUUGAAACUGCGUUGGCGUUCCAGCACACGGAUCGCGUCAUUCGCGCUGCCAACGCUGCAGGAGGCCAUGUCCUGCUUUCGCUUUAUUGGCUUGCGGAUGGUGUUGAUACCAUACGCAUUCGACGGGCUUGUGAAAUGGUUUGCGAGAAGACCCCAACGUUAUUCUUGGUAGUCGCGUCCCUCCCACGCGGGGCACGCGUCGAGAAACAAGUAUUGGUGCAUACAGGCGAAUUCACGGUUCCAGACGAAGACGAAGACACGUUCACGCAGGUAUCUCGCACUCCGGAGUUUUUGUCUGGUACGUGCAUGCAUAUCUGA
Molecule: messenger RNA, 1707 nt
Organism: Suillus subaureus
Lineage: Eukaryota; Fungi; Basidiomycota; Agaricomycetes; Boletales; Suillaceae
Exons: 8
Coding region: 1-1707 (568 amino acids)
Biological process (GO): protein histidyl modification to diphthamide
Molecular function (GO): diphthine-ammonia ligase activity
Source: RefSeq, a predicted model, not a curated record